AUGAAUCGCGCGCUCUCUGUCUCGAGGGCAGUCGGAACAUCCUCAGGAAGGGUUGCGGUAAGGGUGACACGUCGCCGGCUUGCGACAGAAGCUCCGGUUCAGCCGCCUAAGAAGAAGAGGAACAUACUCCGUAGAUUGGUAUUCUACACGACCGCCGCAACCGCAACUUUCUACGUGGGCAGCGCGUUUGUUGCGUACAAGUACCCGCCGUACUAUGACGUUUUCAUCGAGAAAGUGCCGCUAGGCCCGGUGGUCAUUCAGUUUGGUGAGGACCACGAUUGGGAUACCCUUACACUUCAGAAAAUCAUCCAUUCGAGCAAGAAUGCUGCUGGAUAUAUUCAGGGACUCGUCACGGGUGAGCGGGACGGCGCCAGCACGCCCACGGCGCUUGAGAAGACCAAGGAGGCUGUGGAUAGGACGAAGGAAGUGGUUGCGCAGAAAGCUCAAGCUUCCAAGGCUGUUGCUGCGGAGCGUUAUCAGGACUCCAAGGACCGCCUGAAAUCUGUGGCGAGCUCACUGAAGACUGGUGUGAAGAAAAAUGAGGAUCAGGCUCUAGAGAAGGGUUCCAAAGCUGCAGCAAUCGCGGUGCACCAGGCUGUGCAGUUCUCUGAGGGUGUGGAGGAGCUCGUACGCAAGGCCGAGGCAGCGCUCACAGACAAGUCUGCAGGCACAUCACGAGAAGUGACAACGACGCCUAGCCAGCCUUUUGUGCCACUGGAGGUUUCAGCACCUCAUGAUACUGAAGCCAAGGAACCAGCACGGAAUGGCGUCGUCUACGAUGCCCCAUUACCCAUUGGUUUUGAGCCUCCACCUGGCUUUUCUCGUCCCAAACCCCCCAAGUCCACACCUGCACCAACUUCUGUUCCAGCCGAGGUGCCAUUACCUCCUUUGCCUCUCGUUGCACCCGCGGUCUCCGAAUUCAGCGUCUCUGAGCCCGUUAUUUCCCAGCUCGCUUCCGUUAUUGACAACCUCGCUUCAUAUCUCAACGCAAACCCUACUGCCGCAGAGAAAGCGCGAGACAUUCUGGAUGCUGCGAAAGUAGACUUGACAGCAUUGGCGACCCGUAUUGAGGCCGUGAAGGAGGAAGAACGCCAUAAGCUUGAAGCUAAGCUGGACGAUCAGACGCGAGAAUACACGAUCAAACUACUUGAGCUCGAGAUGGAGGCUCAGGAUAAGCUGGAUAACCAAGAACAGGACUUCAGGAAGUUCUUUGACGAAGAGAAAGCGAAGUUUGUUCACGCUUACCGGGAGAAACUUAAUCGUGAGCUGCAGACACAAAGCGAGAUUAUCAACGAACGCUUGAAAGAAGAGGUUGUCGCUCAAGGAAUCGAGCUUCAGCGCCGUUGGAUUCGCGAGAUCAAAGUUCGCGUGGAGCAGGAGCGCGGCGGACGUCUCGCAAAGUUAGACGAGCUCGCUACUAACCUCAAGCGCCUGGAGCGCAUUGCUCUCGAUAACUCUGUCUAUCUUGACGAGAACAUUCGCAUCCACGCCCUUUGGUCAGCGCUCCGUGCACUGAGCAGCAGCAUUGAUGCAUCGGUGAGGAAGCCGUUCAGAGAGGAGCUGCGAAUUUUACGGCACGUUGCUGUGGCACGCGAGGAUCCUUUGGUCUCAUCUGUGCUCGAGAACCUUGAGGCAUCAGACGUCCCCGACGUUGGUGUAGAACCAUUCGCAGACCUUGCGACAUGGUUCAGCACCUCGGUCGCUCCCGCCGUGUCAAAGGUUGCGCUAGUGCCCGAUCAGGAUGCUGGUCUUCUUUCGCAUCUUGCAUCGCAUCUCGUAUCGUCCUUCACGUUCCGGAGACAGGGUCUCGUUUCUGGAAAUGAUGUCCUCAGUGUCCUUGCUCGUGCGGAGUACUAUAUGAACGAGAAGGACCUCGAUGGUGCCACGAGGGAACUCAAUCAACUGAGGGGAACGGCGAAGCUACUUAUGUCAGAUUGGCUUGAUGCUGCACGCAGGAGGCUGGAAGUAAUGCAAGCCUUGGAGGUCGUACAAUCACAAGCAACGUUAGCAUCUCUACUUGUUGCUCAAGAUUAA
This is a messenger RNA of Fibroporia radiculosa, 2034 nucleotides long. RefSeq lists its product as uncharacterized. The coding region runs from base 1 to 2034 and encodes 677 amino acids. Gene Ontology annotation, biological process: cristae formation. Gene Ontology annotation, cellular component: MICOS complex. Lineage: Eukaryota; Fungi; Basidiomycota; Agaricomycetes; Polyporales; Fibroporiaceae. The transcript is spliced from 4 exons. The record is from RefSeq and is a predicted model, not a curated record.